AUGUAUGCUGGAUUGUAUCUACCAUUGCUAUGUGCUGCAAGUUCUGAUGCUGAAAGAAGCUGGUUGCCAUGUGUGGGCAACAGACCUUCAACUACAAUUAACAGCGGCGCGGGGACAUCUACUGCGGGGAGCUCUGAGCGCACGGAAGACGCGUUCCACCAGCCAGCCAACACUCAUGCCACAAACAAUGUCGAGUCAGUGUCGGAAAUGGCAAUCGUGCCAGCAAUACCGACAAGCACACAUGUGCACACCAGCACAAGCAACACUCAAGUAGGUGAAACAUCCGCCGAUACUGAAGUGAAUGAUGAAACCGAUGACGAAGCACAAGGGGAUGAAGAUGGUGGGCAAUCAGAAAUCAUGGUACCCCAGCCACCGUAUCUUGGGCAGAGAUUUGAUUCGUUUGCAGAUGCAAAGGAAUUCUACCAGACAUAUGCAAAGUUCCAUGGAGGAUUCACCGCCCUCGAGAAGAAAUUCAUAAAGCUGCUACAUGAUUGUAACGUCGGUCCAUCAAGAAUGGUGCAGAUACUCUCCCUCAUCCACAGCAAAAACGGGUCUCUGGGUAGCAUGCCCUACCUACCAUUAGACGUCACAAACCUAAAGGCAAAGUACCGUAGAGAAAGCAAGUUGGCUGACAUAGAAGCCACGAUAGCCUACUUCGAUGAGAAAGCGAAAGAAGAUCAAGAUUUCUUCUACAGGAUAAGAUUGGACGAUGAGGACCGUGUCAGGAACAUGUAUUGGGUGGAUGGUGCUGCAAGAAGAGCCUACAAACAUUUCCGAGACUGCAUUUCUUUCGACGCGACAUAUCUCACUAAUAUGUACAAGAUGCCAUGCGCUCCAUUCAUAGGAAUAAAUAACCACAAUCAGUCAUUGCAGUUCGGAUGCAAGCUCGUUUGGAACGAAGACACAGAUGGGUACGUUUGGCUGUUCAAGACCUUCUUGGAGUGCAUGGGUGGACUUGCUCCGAUGAACAUAAUAACAGACCAGGAUUUUAGCAUGCGUGCAGGCAUAGAGGAGGUCUUUCCAUUGGCAGUGCACAGGCACUGCAGGUGGCACAUUAUAAAGAAGGCUGAGGAGACACUAGGACCGUUCUUUGCUGAUUGUCCAGACCUGCACAAGGCAUUCGAGCUAUGCGUGGACCACAGCUUGACGGUGGAGGAGUUUGAAAGGAGCUGGAUGGCUAUGAUUGAAACAUAUCAAGUCCAAGACCACGAGACGCUUGCUAGCUUGUGGCAGAAGCGAAUGUACUGGGUGCCGGCCUACUUCAUGCAGUGCUUCUUCCCGUUUCUGCAGACUACACAGCGCAGUGAGGGGUUCAAUGUUGUUUUGAAGCGGUACGUGAGCCCUGGCAACUCAUUACUACAGUUUGCCAAGCAGUACACCGCUUUGCAACAAAAAAUACUGGGAUCCGAGCUACAGCAAGAAGCAAACACCGCGCUCAAGCAGCCAAAAUUGCUAAAGUAUUUACCAAUGGAGAGGCAGAUGAGCAAGAUAUACACCAACACGAUUUUUAACAAGUAA
Molecule: messenger RNA, 1518 nt
Organism: Aegilops tauschii subsp. strangulata
Lineage: Eukaryota; Viridiplantae; Streptophyta; Magnoliopsida; Poales; Poaceae
Source: RefSeq, a predicted model, not a curated record